GCGAGGGCCACCACCUGCAGCACAUCAGCGACCGCGAGAUGCCCGAAGACUUAGCUUUGGAAACAAACCCUUCUGACCACCCUAGAGCAAGCACAAUUUUCCUCAGCAAAUCACAAACUGAUGUGCGAGAAAAGCGGAAGAGCAACCAUUUAAACCAUGUAUCUCCAGGGCAGCUUACUAAAAAGUAUAGCUCAUGUUCAACAAUAUUCCUGGACGACAGCACCGUCAGCCAGCCCAACCUUAGAACCACAAUCAAGUGUGUGACGUUAGCGAUAUACUACCACAUAAAGAACAGAGACUCAAAUAGAUCCUUGGACAUCUUUGAUGAGCGAUCACAUCCACUCACGCAAGAAAAGGUUCCAGAGGAAUACUUUAAGCAUGACCCUGAGCACAAAUUCAUUUACAGAUUCGUCCGCACUCUCUUCAGUGCAGCGCAGCUAACCGCUGAGUGUGCAAUAGUGACUUUGGUUUACCUUGAGAGGCUCUUGACAUAUGCAGAGAUUGACAUCUGCCCCACGAACUGGAAGAGAAUCGUGCUGGGGGCCAUUCUUCUGGCCUCCAAGGUUUGGGACGACCAGGCUGUCUGGAAUGUGGACUACUGCCAGAUCCUCAAGGACAUCACAGUGGAGGACAUGAAUGAGAUGGAAAGGCACUUUCUGGAGCUUCUUCAGUUUAACAUCAAUGUUCCCUCCAGUGUGUAUGCCAAAUACUACUUCGACCUUCGCUCCUUGGGAGAUGACAACAACCUCAACUUUCUGUUUGCUCCUCUGAGCAAGGAGAGAGCCCAGAACCUCGAGGCCAUCUCCAGAUUAUGUGAAAACAAAGACUUAUGUAGAGCUUCUAUGAGGAGGUCCUUCAGCGCCGACAAUUUCAUCGGCAUUCAGCGAUCGAACGCCAUCCUCUCCUAAGAGAGAAAUAGGGCAGGUCCUUUCCUCAUGAGCCCCACGUCUCCAGGGCUGGAGAACAGCACCUCUCUGGCUCAAAACCACCGAUGUUAGUAUUUUCUUCUAAAAGAAAGAUACUGAUCUCAGGAGACAUUUGUCUUCUUAAAGGGAGGACAGUCUGGGUUGAUAACAGCACAGAGCUUCAUCUGCAAGGACCAGAGAAUGUUGCCUCUCCUGAAAAAGGCCAAGAGACAGACAGACAGCAUGGAUGCCGCUCGGAAGAGAGAUGGGGACACUCUACUGUCCUUUUAAUGUCAGCAGUUACUAAGGCCACUCCAAAGCAAAAGCUCUUAAUCUACAGUUAUUUGCUUACUAUGUAGGCUAAUAGCUGUAAAACAGGUUUUUUUAAUAAAUAGUUUAAAUUUUUAGAUUUUAAAGACUAUAUAACUUUGCUUUUUCCUGUUGUUUCUUGCCCCUUUCUCAACAUUACUGCGUAGGCCCUUCAAAUCAGUGCAGUAUUAUCCAUCUUCGAAACUCUCUGACUCCUAACAGCACCGUGGAACAGACUGUCACACUGCUCGGUAUGGAAGACAGCGUCCCCUCAGGUUAUCAGUGACCCUGAUAGUCAUUGUUAUUGUUGGCGAUCAACCUACCGAAAAGCUGCUGAGUGACACUGGCCAUCAGCUGUUUUGCAAACACAACUUGCUAGCUCACUAACCUAUUUGGGUCAGAAACAGGAAGUUCCCUUCUUGUCUACUGCUGGUGACUCCCUGCUGAAUUCCUCUUGUCUUUGCUCUGUUGUGCAGUGCCAGGGAUCAAACCUGGGUCCCAGGAGGAGGAUGUGCAAGCACUUUACUCUGAGCCACAUCCUCAGUCCCAUAUAAAAUAUUUUGAGUUUUUAAUAGGCUAAAUUAAUAGACUUUAAAGACACUAAUCACACCUAUUCUGUCUUUCCUCUCUUCCCUCUUUCUUCCCUUAUGCUGCAUAUGCCCUAGAAUCGCUGCAGUAUUAGCUGCUGUUGGAUCCUGGAUUCUUGACUACUUUGCACUCGCACUAGGAGCCGACAGCAGAGCAUGGCUACUGAAGGCUCUUUAGGGUACUGUGGUGUUGGAGCUGUGGUAACUGCUGGCAAUCGGUUUAUUAUUGUUCCAGCAGAUAGAUCUUGGGUUUCUUUUGAUUGUUUUCUUGAAAUAUGGGUUUCUAGAAGGUGAAUUCUAUGCUCUUAUUUUUGCUUUGACAUGCCCAGUUUGGUUGAAGUGACUAGUUUUACAUCUUAAUAAACGUUGCCAAGUUUUUCAUAAAUUAUAACAAGAACUAACUUUUCCCCUAAAGGGCUGACUAGUAAGUGCCAUAGUUUCCGGGAAGCUCCACCUGUCUUACCUCUGCUACCACUGUUGGAGAACAAGCUUGAGCAGACCCGGGUUCAGUCCCUGGCAUCCCAUAUGGUCCCCCAAACCUGCCAGGAGUGAUUUCUGAGGGCAGAGCUAGGAGUAACUCCUGAGCAUCGCCAGGUGUGACCCAAAAAGAAACAAAAAAUUUACUUGCAAAAUCAGGAAGUGGCUGGAUGGUUCUGCAAGCUGAAGUGUCUCACUGUUGCUUUUACUGCUAUGGCCAUAACUCAGGUUCCCAAAACUUUAUGGGAAGGUACAGAAAUCAUUUCUGAUACUUAUGAAAUCCCUGUUCAGACCAGACUGUAUUCGACAUCUUACCAGAUAACAUACUUGGCUUCAUGGUGGUGAUCAUUUAAGCUAAAAGCCUGCCAAGUAAUACAUUCAGAUUCUUUCAAGUGCACUUAGCACAUCAGCAUGUCUAGGAACACACGGAGCAUUGGUCAUUGAUGAUCCACUCUCAUUGGGUCUACGCUGAGGACAUGAUGCUGUCUACCUUGUCUACCUUGACUACUAUGACGGUGCGUCUCUUCCUGGUCACGAUUCCUUUUUCAUGUUGCUAUUACAAGGAAAGGAAUUCUAGGCAUACUGAGAGUCAGAAUGUGAGGUUAGGAUUUCAAGCAAUUAGAAAGAAGACAGAAGAACAGGAACUAGAAUUGCUAUUGCCUUCAAAGAGAGUAGCCUUUUUUGAAUGGUAUGUGAAUUUAUUAGGUUAUUCUAAUAUUAAGUGUUACUUGGCUUUAUAAGAAACUAAAUAUUUGCUCUUUAAUUCCUUAUUUCUGAACACAUGCAUAUCUAUAAGGGGACCAUUUUAAAAUGUUCUUUUCCAACUUAAUACUUUGGUUAGAACUAAACCAAAUUUCUGGAUGGUUCCUUAAAACUAUGACCCUAGUCUCUGAGCUUGAGCAAUAUUCAACAAAUUCUCCCAGUAUUGCUAUGUUUUAAUGCACUUUUGUUCAUUAUCUUUGUCAAGUAUAUUAAGAGAAUUUUAGGGGCUGGAAAGUUAGCGUGGAGGUACAGCAUUUGUCUUGCAUGCAAAAAUAUGGUGGUUCAAAUCCUGGAAUCCCAUAUGGUCCCCGAGCCUGCCAGGAGUGAUUUCUGAGCAGAGAGCCAGGAGUAACCCCUGGAGUUACCUGGUGUGACCCAGUGGUCAUCCAGCAAUAAGUGGAUAGUGAGAUACAGGUCCCCCGAAGUGCUUUGAAACUUGAAUCUGAGUAUGCUCAGGCUGUCCCUUCAGUAUGUUGCUGCAGAAGUACAAAUGCUUGCACAAGCAGAACACAGUUGAAAAUUUCAAUUUCUUUUAAACUUAUAGUGUUCAGUGGGGUUUAUGUGAAGGAGACUGACAUUUGAUCCCUGGCACUGCAUUGGUCCCCUGAACAUGCGAAAAGUAAUCCCUGAGCGCCUUCAGGUAUGACCCCAAAAACAAACCAAAAAACUUUUUUUUUUUUUUUAAGUUUCUAGUUCCUUUGGGAUUUGUGGUAUGUUCACAGAUAAAUAGCUUCUUUUUUGAAAAUAGUUCGUGUUUACCUAUUUGAAUCACUAGGGUAUUCUUUAUAAACUAGAGAAAGGAACAUGGGGCUGAUCUGAGCCACACUUUUUCCUCUGCAUACUCCAGUUUUAUGUCCUUCCUUAUAACUUGGAAGUGCAAGACUGACAGUAUCCAGCUUAACUUGAUGUUUUAAAAAGAGCAGUGAACAAAAAUUGAAUUAUUUAAUUUUUUAAAUUUUAAUAGAAAUGAAAGCUUUGUGUUCUCAUCAGUGGACAACUCAGAGCCUAGAUAUUUCUCUCCAGCCAGAAGGCUUCAGAUGAAGUGCUACAAGUUCCAUCAUUCAGAAGGGACAGAUGACAACAGUGUAUAAAAUAUUACAAUCUACCACCUCAAAAACAUUGUUCCUGGAGUCCGGAGCUUGGAGAUGAUCCCAGUAUGGAUUGCAGUUUUACUUUCAAACAAAUGCUACCACUUUAAUUGGGCUUUUCUCCCUCGUGUUUAUAUUAAAAGAAAAACUAAUAAAACUCUAUUUUAAUUACAA
Molecule: messenger RNA, 4302 nt
Organism: Suncus etruscus (white-toothed pygmy shrew)
Lineage: Eukaryota; Metazoa; Chordata; Mammalia; Eulipotyphla; Soricidae
Gene: CCNYL1
Product: cyclin Y like 1
Exons: 10
Coding region: 39-908 (289 amino acids)
Biological process (GO): regulation of cyclin-dependent protein serine/threonine kinase activity; regulation of canonical Wnt signaling pathway
Cellular component (GO): plasma membrane
Molecular function (GO): protein kinase binding; cyclin-dependent protein serine/threonine kinase activator activity
Source: RefSeq, a predicted model, not a curated record